Paramecium sonneborni is the source of this 820-nucleotide messenger RNA. The record is from the annotation of a GenBank genome assembly. Lineage: Eukaryota; Ciliophora; Oligohymenophorea; Peniculida; Parameciidae.
UGUGUGACUCUGAUAGCGAUGUUGAGAUUUUGGAUUUUGAAUAAGGGCUUCAACUUUAAUAGAACACAAUUGAAAAUUUAGAAAAAGAACUUUAAGUAGAGGAUUUAAUUAUUUAAGAUUGUGAUUACUAAUAGUUCAUAUUACUAAUUAUAAAUAUAAGAGUUAUUGUCUGAAAAGAAUUAAAUUAAAAUAAGAGUAAAAGAAUUAGAAGUUUAGAAUAAAUAGCUAGAAAAUAAUCUUUAAAUAUAAAAUUAGAAUCAUUAAAGAACUAUAGAAGAAUUAAACUUAGAAUAAUAAAAGAAUGAAGAGAAACUCAGAAAACAUUUAGAAAAUUAAAUGGAUUAAUAAAAAUAAGAAUUCGAAAAAAUUUUACAAAAAUAGAGUGAAUAAAUUAAUGAUUAUGUCAAGUAGUUAGAGAAGGAAGAAGAAGAAAACAUUAUUAUAUAAAAUAAGUUAAUAGCUACUGAAUUACUUAAUUGUAAAUUAUAAUCAAGUCUCAAUGAAUUGUAAAUUGAUAUUAAAACAAAAGCUGAAACUAGAAAAUGUGUUUAAUAAUUUAAUGAAAAAUUAAUGGGUGAAAAUAUUAAUAAUCUAAAUAAGAUUGAAUCACUUAGUAUGUAAGUUGAUGGACUUGAAGAAAAAUUAUUAAAAUUAACAUAAUAACGAGAUCAUUUUAAAAAAUAAUUUGUAGAUAUUUCAUAGAAAAUCUUAUAAUCUCAAUAAGAAGUUUCUAAUUCUAAUAAUAGUACAAAUUAAUAUCAAUAUUAUAUAGUUAAAUUAGAACUUAAAAAUAAAUAUGAAGCCUGUUAAGAAUAAAUGA